Messenger RNA from Alligator mississippiensis (American alligator), 2057 nucleotides. RefSeq names its product sulfotransferase 2B1. Lineage: Eukaryota; Metazoa; Chordata; Crocodylia; Alligatoridae. The record is from RefSeq and is a predicted model, not a curated record. Bases 764 to 1615 code for a protein of 283 amino acids. Gene Ontology annotation, molecular function: sulfotransferase activity. Gene Ontology annotation, biological process: sulfation. The transcript has 6 exons. Gene Ontology annotation, cellular component: cytoplasm.
UUCUUAAAGAUGGGCACUAUGUUUGCCCUUUUCCAGUCAUCCAGGACCUCUCCCGAUUGCCGCAAGUUUUCAAAGAUGAUGGCCAGUGACUCUACAAUCACAUCAGCUAACUCUCUCAGCACCCUUGGGUGCAUCCCAUCCAGCCUCAUGGACUUGAAUAUGUCCAGUUUUUUAAAUUGUCCCUAAUCUGUUCUUUCACCACUGAGGGAUGCUCCCCUCUUCCUGCAACUGCGCUGCCUGGUGCAAUGGUCUGGAAGCUGCCCUUGCCUGUGAAACCUAAGGUGAAAAAGGCAUUGCGCACUUCAGCCUUUUCUCCCUCCCAUUACUAGGUUGCCUCCCCCCACCCCCUCCAUUCAACAAAGGACCCAUUUAGGAAAGCUCAAUGAAAGUCACCUCUAGUUUCAACUUGGAAGUUUUAAUUCUUUAAAAAAUACAUGACCUGGGUGACAUGGCACCCCUGGAUGCUAUUCUGACUGUCAAAUGUCUCUGGAAGUAGCUUUCUCAGCAAAAACGUCCCCGUUGCAAUGGGAUGAUGUGAUAGGAGUGUAGUGACCUCCUGAGGAGGAGGGCAGUUCCUGACAAACUGAACCGGUUCAGAGCCAACAGUGGGUCUGUCCCUGCGCUGGCUUGGCCUGGAGCCAUCCAGGGAGGACCAGAGGUUGCUGGGGUAAGGGGCUGAGGGGUGCAGAUGUGGGGCACAGCGGCACAGGAGUAAUAUGUUGUGAAGUGUGUAUAAUGUGGCUGUGAAUGUGUGCCCGCCUACAUGUCCCAUGACGAAGCAGGAAGAGAUUCCAUGCAUGCCUAUCAAGCCAAGCCGCUGGUGGGAAGCGGAAAUAAAAGGAAGCUGGAGAAAGCAGCCGACUGGGAUAAGAGCCGGGGAGACGUGCAACCAGACUCAGGCUGCAAAGGCAGCUCUGGACCUGCAGACCUGUACGGGGCACCUGUGGGACGACAGCUGGUUUGGCGAUGGCCACGCAGUACUUCCCCUACAAGGGCGUCCUCUUCCCCUGCUUUGAUUAUUCCCCCGAGACCCUCAGCUAUGUGGAGAGCCAAUUCCAGGUGCGGGAUGAUGACAUCUUCAACGUCACCUACCCCAAGUCAGGUCAUCUACACCCUGCGCAGCCCCAAGGAUGUGCUGACCUCGCUCUACCACUUCUCCAAGGCCCUGCGCCUCUACAAGGACCCCGGGCCCGUGGACACCUUCCUGCAGGACUUCCUCAGCGGCAGCUUGCCCUACGGCUCCUGGUUCGACCACGUGGCUGGCUGGCUGGGUCUUCAGGGCCACAAGAACUUCCUCUGCAUCACCUACGAGGAGCUGCAGCAGGACCCAUGGGACAGCGUGCGAAGGAUCUGCCACUUCCUGGGGAAGGAGCUAAGUGAACAGCACAUCUCUUCAGUGGUGGAGAAUGCCUCUUUCCAGACCAUGAGGGGGAACAAGAUGUCCAAUGUCUCACAGCUGCCAGACGAGUACAUGGACCACUCAAAGGGGCAGCUCCUGCGGAAAGGGGUCUGCGGGGACUGGAAGAACCUGCUGUCAGAGGAGCAGAGCCGUUGUGUCGAUGCUGAGUACCGGGAGUGGAUGCAGGCGCUGGACAUCACCUUCCCCUGGGACUGAUGUCCCCAUGGGACGCAGCCUGUGCCCAUCCCCAUCCCCCAGAGGAAUCACCAGCUACUGGAGUCUCAGUGAGCAUGCAGGGGCUGGAAGCUCCCCCAGGGAGGUGCCAGGUCUGGGUUUGCCUCCCGUCUGUCUGGGUCCUUCCCCGGCCAUAAGAGUAUCCACCAAGAACCAGCAGAGUUGGCCACUGGUGAAUGCUGGUGGACCCAGCACAUGGCUCCAGCUGCUCCAAGCCUAUCGCACAUAUGGCACAGUGGGUUUGCCCAGCCCAGCCAUGGGCCAUGGCCCUGACACAGGCAUCACCAGCACCAGUGUCUUGUGCCGGGGUCCCCACAGCUUCUCCUGCCCUAAGCAUGAAGGGAAGCCCUCGGGCUCCACCCUCGGACUAAGGGACUUGCUUUGUGCGAUGGGGCCUUGGAAUAAAGAGUGUGCCUGACUUUUA